This is a messenger RNA of Colletotrichum truncatum, 1488 nucleotides long. Its product is annotated as phosphotransferase family protein. The record is from RefSeq and is a predicted model, not a curated record. NCBI's taxonomy places the organism in Eukaryota, Fungi, Ascomycota, Sordariomycetes, Glomerellales, Glomerellaceae.
AUGGCAGCUCGACAGGACUCUGACAACCUUGCAUGGGACCGGAGCGAUGACCUCUGGGAGGAGGCGGUGAGGCAGGUUCGGCUGUCAUCCCAAUGCCAGAAAAUCGAAUCCUUUGCCAAGAGCAUAUUAGGAGAGCCCGCAAAGUUCACAACACCAUUGGUAAUCGGCGGCUUCAAUGUCCUAUAUCCUAUUCGACUUGAAGGCAUUUCGCCUAGCGUACUUGUUCGCCUGCCUUGCCCCAAUCAGGCCAUUUUUCCAGAAGAAAAAACAAUCUCCGAAGCCGCAACAGCAAGAUAUAUCGCCAAGCAUACUCAACUGCUAGUUCCAAAAGUGUUCCACUAUGGUAACUACCCAGGUAUCGGUCCAUUUAUGAUUAUUCAAGAUCUGGGGUCCCGAAAAACCAUGAGUCAAGCUCUGGACACUUCGCCUAAUGAUCCUGACGAGACAGCCGUCUUGAAUCCGGAUAUCUCUGACAGCAGACUUACGGACCUCUAUAUGAAAAUGGCACGAUGUGUGCUACAACUUGCACAACCUACCUUUCCUCGUAUUGGAGCUCUUGUGGAGAUAAGGCCCGAAUCCCAAUGCGUGACGGGACGACCCCUAACUCUGAAUAUGAAUAACAUGGCUCGACUCUCCAAUAUACCUAAAUCAGUCUUUCCAUCUGAAGGCACUACAUACCAGACUGCUGAUGAAUGGUAUGUAGUAUUAGCCGAGAUGCAAAUAGCAACACUCCUCUUUCAGCAUAACGACAUCAUAUCCUCAGAAGAUGACUGCCGGAAUAAAUACGUCGCGCGCCAACUAUUUCGCAGGUUAGCUAAACAAGGCCAAUUAUCAAAGUUUGGCUUUGCUGAAGAUGAUUGGUCUGCUCGCUCCAAGCAUGCUGGUACGGCCUUACCGAUGCCUCAUAGCUCGAGCUCUUUUCGCCUAUGGUGUGAUGACUUCAGGCCCGGUAAUGUUCUUGUUGAUGAGAACGAUAAUGUUCUUGGGGCUGUCGAUUGGGAAUUCGCGUAUGCUGGGCCUGCGCAGUUCCUUUUGGACUCACCCUGGUGGUUGCUACUUGAUGUGCCUGAGAUGUGGGUCGAUGGCAUUGAGGAUUGGGCUUGCGUCUACGAAAGGCGCCUCCGAAUAUGGCUUAUGGCUUUGGGAGAGGCGGAGAAGGAGAUGAGUUCUGAGUCUCUUCUUCUCUCGGCGUAUAUGCGGGAGAGCUGGGAAACCGGACGUUUCUGGCUGAACUAUGCUGCGAGGAAGAGCUGGGCAUUCGAUACUAUUUACUGGAAGUAUUUAGACAAAUUGUUUUUUGGCGAACGUGGAGAGAAUAUCCCUAUAGACGAGUUAUGGAAAACGAGAGUGCAUCUCCUCAGUCAGGAGGAGCAAGCUGCAAUGGAGAUGGUGGUGCAAAUCAAAAUGGAAGAAUCGAAGGAACGGGUUUUGAUUGAAUGGGACGCUAUAGAGGCAAGACAGCGCCUAUCCUCCAUUUUGUUCGACUAG